Molecule: messenger RNA, 5003 nt
Organism: Larimichthys crocea (large yellow croaker)
Lineage: Eukaryota; Metazoa; Chordata; Actinopteri; Sciaenidae
Gene: cpt1a2b
Product: carnitine palmitoyltransferase 1A2b
Exons: 19
Coding region: 215-2581 (788 amino acids)
Biological process (GO): fatty acid metabolic process; carnitine metabolic process
Cellular component (GO): mitochondrion
Molecular function (GO): carnitine O-palmitoyltransferase activity
Source: RefSeq, a predicted model, not a curated record
CCUACAUUUAAACAGUAUCGGCCCGCCAUGUCUCCCUCUUAGUGCGGGAGUGACUCAUCUUGUCGUGCUCACACGAUCUUCGCCGCUGGCCUCAGCACCGAUUGUGUCCGAGAGAGUCUUCACCGAGAGUGCUCGGAGGAGACCGAAGGGGCGCAAACAAACGUUUCCGUAUCUACUUUCUCACCGGAAAAACUCACCUAAAAACACUUCAGAGAUGGCGGAGGCCCACCAGGCGGUGGCAUUCCAGUUCACCAUAACACCAGAGGGGAUUGACCUGCAGCUGUCCUACCAGGCCCUGAACCAGAUCUACCUGUCCGGUGUACGGUCAUGGAAGAAACGAGUCAGCCGCAUGAGGAACCGGGUGAUCAAGGGCGUGUACCCUGCCAGCCCUUCCUCCUGGCUCUUUGUCGUCAUAGCGAUCCUGGCCACCAUGUACAUGCGCUCGGAUCCCAGCAUGGGGCUCAUCACCAAGAUACAGCAACACCUGCCGCUGAGUCUCCAUGUGUCGCUCAGUGCCCAGGGGCAGACCAUGUUAUCGGCGCUGGUCUUCAGCACUCUGCUGUGGCUCUCCCUCAUCCUCGCGCUCAGAUUCUGCCUCAAACUGCUGCUCUCCUACCACCAAUGGAUGUUUGAGCAGCACGGCCGAGUCUCCAAUGUUACCAAAGUCUGGGUGACUCUGUUGAGGUUAUUAUCGAGCAGGAAGCCUCUGCUGUACAGUUAUCAGACCUCUCUACCUCACCUGCCUGUACCUCCCAUCAAAGACACACUGAGCAGGUACCUGAAGUCAGUGCGCCCCCUGUUGACGGAUCCAGAGUUUCAACGAAUGACUGAACUGGCCAAUCACUUUGAGACUAACCUGGGAAACCGGCUGCAACGUUACCUUAAACUCAAAGCUCUGUGGGCCACCAACUAUGUGAGUGACUGGUGGGAGGAAUACAUCUACUUAAGGAGCCGAGGGCCCAUCAUGGUUAACAGUAACUACUACGGCAUGGACUUCCUGUACGUGACGCCGACACCGGUGCAGGCAGCCAGGGCGGGCAACACCAUUACUGCCUUGCUACUCUACCGCCGCAAGGUCAACCGGGAGGAACUCAAACCGAGUCGCGUUCCAGGCACUGUCAUCCCUCUGUGUGCCGCUCAGUGUGAGAGGAUGUUCAACACAACACGCACACCAGGACAGGAGACUGAUGUGCUCCAGCACUGGCAGGACAGCGAAUUUGUGGCCGUUUAUCACAAGGGACGCUUUUUCCGCCUGUGGGUGUACCUGGCAGGCCGCCUGCUGUCUCCCCGAGAGAUUGAGUACCAGAUCCAGAGGAUCAUGGAUGACCCUUCACCUCCACAGCCCGGAGAGGACAAACUCAGUGCCCUCACCGCUGGCGACAGGAUUCCUUGGGCUCAGAUGAGGAAGCAGUACUUCAGCUCUGGCAUUAACAAACGCUCACUGGAUGCCAUCGAGAGGGCGGCCUUCUUCGUAACCUUGGACGACGAAGAGCAAGGCAUGAGAGGAGAAGAUCCAGCUGGAAACCUCGACCGCUACGCCAAGUCCUUGCUUCACGGAAAAUGCUACGAUAGGUGGUUCGAUAAAUCAUUCUCCAUUGUGAUCUACAAGAACGGGAAGAGCGGGCUGAAUGCAGAGCAUUCUUGGGCUGACGCACCGACAGUGGCUCACCUUUGGGAGUACACUCUGGCCACAGAUGCCUUCCAGCUGGGCUACACUGAGGACGGACACUGCAAAGGCGAUGUGGACCGCUCGCUGCCGCUCCCCCAGAGGCUCGUCUGGGACAUCCCCUCAGAGGUUCAGGCUCAGGCAAGCAGCUCCCUGGCUGUUGCCCAAGCGCUGGCAGAUGAUGUGGACUGCCACGUGUUCCCCUUCAGAGAAUUUGGAAAGGGACGCAUCAAGAAGCUGCGCGUCAGCCCCGACGCAUUCAUCCAAAUCGGCUUACAGCUGGCAUACUACAGGGAUCGUGGUGGAUUCUGUCUGACUUAUGAAGCGUCCAUGACCCGUCUGUUCAGGGAGGGCCGGACAGAGACUGUGCGAUCGUGCUCCAGCGAGAGCUCUGCCUUUGUCAAAGCUCUAGAGAAUGGGGAGGUGGAGGAGCAAUGCAGGCGUCUCUUCCGACUGGCUUCAGAGAGGCACCAGAACCUUUACCGGAUGGCCAUGACCGGAGCUGGAAUCGACAGACACCUCUUCUGCCUGUAUGUGGUCUCCAAAUACCUGGGGGUGGAGUCACCCUUCCUCAAAGAGGUUUUGUCUGAGCCUUGGCGUCUCUCCACCAGUCAGACGCCGGUUCAGCAGAUGGAACUGUUCGACCUGAAAAACAACCCUGAGUUCGUAUCACUGGGCGGCGGGUUCGGACCUGUUGCCGAUGAUGGUUAUGGAGUUUCGUACAUCAUUGUGGGAGAGGAUAUGAUCAACUUCCACGUGUCCUCCAAAUACUCCUGCAGUGAGACUGACUCCCACAGGUUCGGAGCUCAGGUAAGCAAAGCCCUCCAGGACAUCAUGACGCUUCUCUCCGUUGACACCAAAACCUCCACAUCCUCCAAAGGCACAGCCCAGCCCCAAACCAAGAAGCUCCUCUGAACAUGGCACCGGGUGGACAAACGCUCCCCAUCCACACGUGUAGGAACCAUGAAGAACCCGUAGUCUUGAACCCAUAAUGUUAGGAGUGAAUUAGUAGGACAAAAGUGAAUUUUAAUGAGUGAAAUUAAAUGGGAUGUUGAUUUGUUCAGCUUAAUCGAAGAGGACAGGUGUUCUUUGUUUAGAUCUGCCACCAUUUAGACUCAGCAUUAACAUACUUCAGUAGCUUUAGGCUCCGUUCAGACAAACAAGGCACACUGAAGAUGCAAGGAACCGUUCAAUGUUAGAUAAGUGAUCUGCGGCACUGCUUCAUAUCUUUAUAUUUCCUGAAUGUCAUGAUUUGCAUUCUCCUGUUUAAAAACAUGGAGUUCAGAAGCCUUUCUGUGUUGAACGGCCACUAACAAAUAUAUUUGACAGCUAUCCAGCAUUAUUAUACAUUGUACGUACACUAGACAACGCGAAAAAUGCAAAAAUCCUUCCAAUCCCUGCUUUCUAGAAGAAUAUGAAACCUGUGACGGGCGUUUUUUUUUGUUUUUUUUUUAAGAGAGAGGGAAGAAAAGGUUAAGAGGGAAGUCUUUAGCAGAUGAUUAAGAGGCAGAGAAAGGGAUAAAUCGGCCACAAAUCUUAAUAAAAGUGAAGCGGCUGUGUGAAAUGGUGCACGUUGUAGAUCGCUGCUAAAAAAAUAAUAAGAAAAAAAGAAAGGCUUUACAAGGAAAGGAAGCAGAGAUAGCAGAGAUUGGAAUAUAAAAACACUGACCACAACAUCCCCAUCUUUCUUCUCCUUAACAGAGAAAGGUAUUGCGUCAUCUGCAUGCAGCUCAUUGUUCCACGUUUGCUAGCACAGAGCAUGUCACAGAUAACUGUGAUCACAUAAUGUUUCUCUCUGAAAUGUGGCGAAGCACAAGCAUCUCAAACUUGUGUCUUCGUAUAGCACCCGUGGCAAUGUACUCAUGUUUGUUCGUCAGAUUCGGGAUGAACUGUGGUGCCAGCUGCAGGGCGUUCAGCUCCUCUGAGCUGUGUGGUCAACAGCAGAGCUCCUGGAACUAAACUUCAGUGUGACUUUUGCUUCCUCAAGCUGUAUUUUAACAGAGGUCAGGUGGCAGCAUAACUCUUCUCAUAGCCAUGUGUAGAAAAGAUGGAAGGAAGGGCAGCAGAAGUCUUUUUACGUUUUAUUAUAUGUUAAUAAGGUGUAGAUGUUUUCCAUAGUUUUGAGGAUAUGCUUCAGCUCAUCGGUCACAGUCAGGUUCUUGCUGCUGUCGAAAGAGACUCUCAAGUGUUGGUCAGAUGUGGACUGUUGCUGUGUACUCUGUCUAAGAGAUCAACGGCACAAUCGGAAUUUACAUUUAUAAACGGUACAAGAAAACAGUCCACAUCGGGACCAGUGGUACCACCCACAACCUCCCCUCCACUCAUCCCAGAUUUUAAAGCUACAGCAUUAAAGAAACACGUUGGUGCCUGAAUUCAAGUAUUCAUCAGUAAAACAGUUUCAAUGCAAUUUUUUUAAUCAAUGCAAUUCCUGAGGGAAAACUUUUAACGUGUCUCAUUUAGCUGUCUUCUCUCUCUCUGUUAUUAAGAAUGUAUUACAGUGUCUCUCUUAUGUCCUCGUGUGCACGCCAUCAAUGCAGCAAAAGAAACGCUGACUAAACGGUGCCAGUCUCUUGUUUUCCUUUCCUAACUGCACUCAACCUCAUGAGAUCUAUUUUCCAAAGGAUUCUUUGGCUUAAUAUUUGACAUCCUGUGUCUAAGGUUAAACAUGUAGUGGCUCAUUUCCCAAACUGUUCGAGUGGCAGAGCAGCCACUUUGUGUUCUGAUCACUGUUACACAGCCACAAGGCAGUGAAUGGUUUAUAACGAUGUGCAGCAAUGUACAGUUUUCCUAUGUCCCUCUCUUCAGUAGUUUUGUAAAAAAAAAAAAAAAAAAACUUAAGAUGAUAGGUUUUACAGAUGACAUUCACGUUACUGUUCUUCAUGUCAUGCCUCAACAUGCCUGUUAAACUGAUUAUGUGCCUUGGUCUACUCUGUGAUGGAAUGAACGUCCUCAGGCUGAAAACAGUUUGCUCAAUGAGCCUCUCACUUAAAAAAAAAAAAAAAAAAAGAAAAGAGCUGAAGGAGCUGAACGUUGAUAAAGACAGCACCGUCUUCUCUUAGUUCACUUUGGGAAACAUUAUUAUUAUUAUUAUUACUUAUUGUUUCUGUGUAACCUGUCCGGCUGCUGUUUUUACUCCGUUAAUAGCAAGUGUUUUAUGAAAUUGUAACUAUCCUAUAUUUACUGAUUUUACUCUCCUACUCCAAAAGGUGCUUUGUUGCUGCUUCUUUCAGUUUCAUUCUAAAACUUAUUUAAAUGUCAAAUGUGGACUUUGUGAAGAAGACCCUUUUUUUUAGAUGGUGAUGGUGUGUUCUGUGAAAUAAAAGACUUACUGACUCCA